UCAAGGACGACUGACAGAUGAGCGAGGGAAAGAAAGCCAAUCGAUAGAAGGCAGGAGCAGAGGGAGAGACACCAUCUUCACGAGCAGUCGCUUGAAAGAUGGGCGAUCCGGCGACCGCGGUGGAGGCCGCCACAUCUCCGGUUGUCACCGCCAUCCCCAUGGCGAUGGCUGGGGAGGUGCAAGAUGUUACUAAAUCCCAAUCGGCAAAGCAUGGGAAGAAGUCCGACAAUGGGUCCGGUGGCAGCUUCUGCACCUGGUUCAUCGUGCUGGCCCUGUUGGGGGUCUGGACGUCUGUCGCUGUGGUCUACUUCGACCUGGUGGACUACCAGGGAGUCCUUGACAAGGCUAAAGGCUUUCAAAUUAACCUGUCUGACGCCUUGCAAGGUAAACUGGUGGCAUACGAUACAGAUGGAGAUGGUGAUUUUGAUGUCGAGGAUGCUAAAGUUCUCCUAGAUGAAGCACCUGGAGAUGCAGCCGGGGGAGGAGCGCACAAAGAAAGCUCUCCGACCAAGGAGGCCGGCUCCAAGCUCCGGGAGGCUCUGAAGCGGCAGCUGGCCGUCAUCCACGAGCGCCUGGAGGCCAAGAAGCUGGCCAGGCUGGCGCUGGCCGAGGUCCGGCUGCUGCUGGCCAAAGAGGAGGACGACAAGGAGCUGGAGCUAGGGAGGAAGGACAUGGCCGCCAGGGCGAAGGAGAGAGUGGCCGCCAGGCUGCAGCAGGAAGAGGACAAGAUGGUAGAGGAGGAAAUGGAGAAGGUCAACCAAACGGAUGUGACAAAGGAAGAGGCGAGCAAGGAGAAGGAAGGGGAGAAGAAGUCAAGAAAGAGAGAGAACGAGAAGGCCGAGAAACACGGAGAGGGAAAGAAGGCCCCGGAGGAGGGCCGAGUGAAGGAGAAAAGGAAGGGAAGUAAAGCGGAGAGAUCUGACCGGAGGAGCAAGAAAUCAAGUGAGGUGUGAAUAUUUUAGAGAUAUACUUGUUUCCAUCUCGACGUUGGGGCAGGGCAUCGAGAGAUUAUUGGGUACUGAUCAAAAAGGCUCUGCUCCAUCCACCAAGGAUCAAACAAGUGUCAGCUUCAUAGUCUUGGCCCUUGUUAUUCUUUAAUUCCUGAUCAGUUUAAAAUAAAGGAAAGAAUUAAUUAGUAGGGAACCGUUUUUUUGUCAGUUAUGCCAAGUUGAGUAAAUGCACCAGACCUCUGGUCUGCCAUCAGCACUAUGGUGACUGUCCAGGCCCUCCAUGUGGCCUGGAGAGGCUCCAGCCUUCAUCAUGGCUCUUACCCAAAAGAAUAACACGGGUAUUGUAAUGAUAUCAACAACGCAAUGGCAUGGUUCAUUUUCUGAAGUUUAAAGGGUAAAAUAUUGCAUUAAGAACAGGGUGUGUCUGUAAAUGAGUUGAAGUGUCAUUAAUACUUGUUGCUGUAUCCAUAGACGUCAAGGUAGAGAGAUGGUAGAGACGUUGUCUCCAAGGUGAGGAGCCAUUGGGGAGGAGCCCUGGUGGAUACUGUGUUCAUCAAGUGAUGGAGUGGUCACGGUGUUUAGAUGUGACCACAGUGAGACAUGUCAUCCACUAAUUAUGACUGAGUUUUUAUGAAUUUUCUUUUGUCAAUAAAGUUUCUGUAGCCCUGCC
Messenger RNA from Pseudoliparis swirei, 1620 nucleotides. It is a transcript of the gene asph, whose product is annotated as aspartate beta-hydroxylase. Gene Ontology annotation, molecular function: peptidyl-aspartic acid 3-dioxygenase activity. The record is from RefSeq and is a predicted model, not a curated record. Lineage: Eukaryota; Metazoa; Chordata; Actinopteri; Perciformes; Liparidae. The transcript has 6 exons. The coding region runs from base 99 to 953 and encodes 284 amino acids. Gene Ontology annotation, biological process: peptidyl-aspartic acid hydroxylation. Gene Ontology annotation, cellular component: endoplasmic reticulum; membrane.